This is a messenger RNA of Ambispora gerdemannii, 2565 nucleotides long. NCBI's taxonomy places the organism in Eukaryota, Fungi, Glomeromycota, Glomeromycetes, Archaeosporales, Ambisporaceae. The record is from the annotation of a GenBank genome assembly.
AUGCUCCUAUCCAAAACAAGAACACAAGUAAAAACAACAAGAGGCAGCACACAAAAAAGAAGGAUAAUACCGCCACCUCGGACAAUAUGGCUAAUAAUGCUCGUAAUUGGCGUGUGUCUAAUAGUCUUUGUGGAGCUGAGUGAAGGAUAUCGUCAUAGUCAUAAUCGUCAUAAUAGUCAUUACAGAAAACAUUCGAGGCAUGGUUAUAACAAUAAUAAAUGGAAGAAGAAACUGGUAGGGGGUGAGCAGGUCUUACCCACUAAAUUCAUAACAAAGAGUAAUAAGCAUUUAUCAUCAUCAGAACAACAACCAGAACCUUCAAAUCCAACACAUCUGAAUUCAUUAAAUCGUCGUGCUCCAAUUCCCAAAUUACCUCUUCCCCCAGAUGUAAAUAUCGGAACGGAUAUUAAUAUAGAUCAACUUACUAACCCGUAUAACAGCAUUCCUUCUAGUGGAGGAGGAGGCACAAAUGGUCAAAAUAGUCAAAAUGUUCCGAAUUUGUAUCCGACUAUUACAGCAUUCUCAUCAGCACCAGGAGCAGGCUUAAAUCCACCAUCACAAUCACCUAUUAAUGUUCCUGCUUCGAGAACUGCGCAACCAUCAAAUUCUGCCGCUACUCCUGACAACGCAAGUACUAAUAAUAAUGGUAAUCAAAGUACUCCAACUGCUACAGCCACUGCUGCGCCUACUGGUGAUUCUGUUAGUGUGCCCGCCACAACAGCUACUGGUAGUCCCGUUAAUACACCCGCCGCAACGGCUACUAAUAAUGAUUCCGUUAGUGCACCUAAUGACUCUGUUAGUGCGCCCACCACAACAGCUACUGGUAGUCCCGCUAAUACACCUGCUGCAACGGCUACUAAUAAUGAUUCCGUUAGUGCACCUAGUGACUCUGUUAGUGCACCCACCACAACAGCUACUGGUAGUCCCGUUAAUACACCCGCUGCAACGGCUACUAAUAAUGAUUCCGUUAGUACACCUAGUGACUCUGUUAGUGCGCCCACCACAACAGCUACUGAUAGUCCCGUUAAUACACCCGCCGCAACGGCUACUAAUAAUGAUUCCGUUAGUGCACCUAGUGACUCUGUUAGUGCGCCCACCACAACAGCUACUGGUAGUCCCGUUAAUGCACCCGCCACAACGGCUACUACACCUAACAGUGAUUCUGCAACUGGAACAAUAGCAUCCCAAACAGGAACUGUAGAUGCAACAACGGGAUCACCUACUCCAACAUUGAUUCCAGCUGAGAGUACAGUAGCGGCAUCAUCGACACCUGCUUCUGCCACUUCAAGUUCCAAUGAUAAUAAUUCGAAUUCUGCUUCUCCAACUGCUACAGCUUCAGGAUCAUCUAAUACAGCAUCACCAACUACAAGUGUAAAUGCAGCUGAAACGAAUACCUCGGCUUCUUCCCCGACCUCUUCAGUUCCAGGAUCAUCUAAUACAGCAUCACCAACUACAAGUCCAAGUGCAGUUGAAACGAAUACCUCGGCUUCUUCCCCGACAUCUUCAGCUUCAGGAUCAUCUAAUACAGCAUCACCAACUGAAAAUACAAAUACAGUUGAAACGAAUACCUCUGCUUCACCAUCUCAAACAACCUCGGCAACGACAUCUGUUGCUUCUGCCAUAAAUACUUCGACUGCUACUACUAGUCUUGCUACUGCACCACUUGUUUCUGCUAGUCCUACAAGUGAUAAUGCAUCAUCAGCUACUGGUUCUUCAAACACAAGAGGAUCAUCAGACACUACCACGACUACUACGACUUCAACAACUUCCCGAUCAACAGUUACCAUUCCCACAGUUAUUACUUCUGGUGGCAGCACACUUCCUGUAAUGUCGGCUUACUCAAUCGAUGUCCCUUCUUCGAUCUCACUCCCACCAACAAGAACAGCCAAUCCGAUUGCCAUCAACACAGAAACAACACUCCCAAUGGUAAUAGUUCCACCAGGUGCGGGAGUCGCACCACCUGGCACGGUCAUUGUACAAAUUAAAUUAAAUUCCCUGAUUUGGGCCGACGUAGUGAAUAGCAGCACAUUGGCCGCUCAGAUUGCCGUGUUUCUACCUAAAGAUAUCGCGAAUGCCCUUUCACUAGAUCCCGCUCAGAUUGUCAUCAUAAAUUUAAUAAAUGUAAAUGGCAAUGUCGUGGUACAGAUCGCUAUUCCCUCUGGAAGUGUCACUGCUCUGAAUAAUGUGCUCAAGAAUCCCACAAGUAGUUUUUAUACGGAUGGUACUCCGAUAUCAAAAUUGGUUGAUUCCACUUAUCCAAUUAUACCACAAAAUGGACCACCAGUUUCAUCUCCCGAUAAUCCAAAUGCCUCAAGUGGCCUAAGCAACAAUAUAGGCUCAGGUCCCGGUGGAUCGCAAGCAGCCGAAAAAAAUCCCAGUAACAAAGGAAUGGUGAUUGGUCUCGCGGUUGGUGGCUCGACUGUACUAUACGCAUGUGUGACAGCGCUGGUAAUUCGUGCGUACAAACGAAGUAAGACACGUGUGGUGGAACGACAAAAUGAUUUCCUGUACGGACAGGCGAUAUCAUCACCUGUGAUGCAAGAAAACUCGAUGUGGUAUCGGUGA